GUGGCAUUCGACUUUCGGCACGCCCAGUGCCGCCACUGUGGGGUCCCCGGUUCCAUGCUCCUCAUUCUCCGGUUUCGGGAGCCUACGGAUCAGUCAUGGCUCGCCGACACAAACCGUCACGCAGGACCCUUCUUCCAAUCUCCGGCACUUUUUGAGAUCUCGUCAGUCUUUCUAGUCACACAAGAAGCAAGACAAGAAUCAACAAUAUGGCGCCGAAUCUACCACCCAUCCCGUCCUUCGACGACCUUCCCCUCGACAAGUCCGGCCCACCAGGUAAUGCGUGGGGCCUCUACGGCCCGGACGACGAGCUCGGCCGGCUGAACCUUCUGACACCGGAGACCACGGCCGCGGCAGCCGCCGAGAUCAGGGAGGGCCUGCGCAUCCGGCUCGACUGGCCGCUCGACAAGCCCUCGUACCCGACGUUCGAGCGGCGGCGCUUCGAGCACCGCGUGCUGGAACAGGGCCCCCAGGUUAUGAACGACGACGUCAUCCACAUCAACACCCAGAGCAGCACCCAGUGGGAUGGCUUCCGGCAUUUUGCGUUUCAGAAGUCAGGCAAGUUCUUCAUGAACCACACGCGGGCCGACUUUGCACAAGGGAGCACAAAGCUGGGCAUUGACGCCUGGGCGCAAAAGAAAGGAGGCAUAAUCGGCCGCGGCGUCCUGAUCGACUGGUUCUCCUGGGCCCAGCGCAACGACAUCCACCUGGACCCCUUCCAGUCGGGCGCCGUCGAGAUGUCCCACAUACGCGCCAUCAUUGCCGAGCAGGACCUCUCCUUCAAGCAGGGCGACAUACUCUUCAUCCGCGUCGGGUUCACGGCCAAGUACAACUCCCUCACCCCGCAGGAGCAGCAAGGGUUCCCCGACAGGCAGCCCGGCGGCCUGCUGGGGCUCGAGGCGACCAUGGACUCGCUGCGAUGGGUCUGGGAGUCCGGGUUCGCGGCGGUGGCGUCGGACUCGCCCAGCUUCGAGCGCGGGCCCACCAACGGGCCGUAUAAUGAUCCGGACGUGAGUUUUCAUCAGUGGGGGCUUGCCGGGUGGGGACUGCCGUUGGGAGAGAUGUUUGAUCUGGAGGAGCUGGCCGAGGCGUGUCGCGAGAGGGGCAGAUGGACGUUCUUUGUGUGUUCGCUGCCUAUGAGGGUAAGUACUCUUUUCUCUUUUUCUUGUUCUCUUGGGCUAUAUUUCCGUGCCCACAAGUAGCCGUGAUCUUGAUACGUGAUCCAGACCGUACCAAGCAGCUGGCCGUCGUGAUUCAAUGGCCUGCCAACUUAUACGACAUACUGAUUCUUCAUGAUGAUUUAGAUCCCAGAAGGCGUCGCCUCGCC
Molecule: messenger RNA, 1324 nt
Organism: Microdochium trichocladiopsis
Lineage: Eukaryota; Fungi; Ascomycota; Sordariomycetes; Xylariales; Microdochiaceae
Exons: 3
Coding region: 207-1199 (330 amino acids)
Molecular function (GO): arylformamidase activity
Source: RefSeq, a predicted model, not a curated record